ACACACGGGGCCGUGCUGACUAUGCAGGUUUCGGGGCCGUGGCUGGCUAUGCAGGUUUCGGGGCCACCCACUCUCCCACCGUGUUGACGUCUGUUGUAAGGCGCCCCUGGGUUUUGCUGUUGACAGCAACGUUGAAGACGCAGGGAGGGGUGGCUGUUGGCGGCUGACGGCCCGGUCGUGGUGGUGGUCUCCGCGGAGACGAGGCAGCCAUGGCGAUGCGCGAGCUGGUGGAGGCGGAGUGUGGCGGAGCGAACCCACUCAUGAAGCUUACGACGCACCUCACGCAGGACCAUGCGCUCCGGCAGGAGGGCCUCGGGCGCCCGCUUUGGCCACCACCGCAGGCGUUACCCGAUGCUUCCGUGCUAUCCAAGCCGCUUUCCCAAGCGUCUGAAAUUGAGCUCGUGAAUGAGUUCCUGCACGAGCAGCAACAUGCAAGCCAUGCGGUACGCGCUCGGGCCCCGCAGACUUUCAAGAUGGAUGAGUUGCUUGCUGAGAUGCAAGAGAUUGAAAACUCCAGCCUCAGGCAUGCCCCUCUUCGAGCCCCGGGCGUGGCGGACCUGGCACUGUCAGAGGGCUGGGCUCAGGAGUUCCUGGAGAGCGAGGGUCACGGCGCCACGCUGGAGUCCGCGCAGCCUGGGCCCCCCGAGGACUGGAGCCGCGAGUUCAUCGCCGAGACCGCCGACCCAGCCCAUGCUUCCCCUGUGAAGUGGGCCGAGGAGUAUCUGGAGCACAGCGAGGAGAAGCUGUGGCUGGGAGACUUUGAAGCGGCCAAAAGCGAGGAUCAGAAAUGGGUGGACGAAUACAAGCCGCAGGAAGUGGGGGGGGAGGAGCUCAUGAAGACGGCGAAUGAGUUCCUGGGAAGCAUCGACGACCCCAAGUUCUCAAACUCCGAGUUUAUGAAGUUCAUCAAGAAGUUGGGGGAGGGAGAGGUUACCAUUGAGGGAGGCCGCGUGCUACAUACGGGUGCCGAUGCCCAGCGCUGGGCCGAAGAGUUUGCGCAGCAGCAGCAGCAGCAACAGCAGGAGCAGGAGCAACAGGGGCAGGUGCAGCCAGAGGCGGAGCCGGAGGAGCGGGUCGAGCCGUGGGCGGACGACUUCGCUCGGGCCAAGAACAUCACGGUGGGCGAGGAGUUUGAGAAGGCCCGCGCCGCCGUCGAGUCUGACACGGACUUCUGGGACAAGCUGCAGGCCGAGUGGGAGGACAUGGCCAAGGGCGAGCCAGAAGCAAACCCGUGGUUGUCCGAGUACGACGAGCUUGUCGCCUCUUCCUACGACAAGGGCUACGUGUUCAACGAGGAGAACCCGCUGCAGGAGCACACACAGCCGUUUGACGAGGGGCUGCGCCGGCUACAGGCCGGAGACCUCCCCAACGCCGUGCUGCUCUUUGAGGCAGCCGUGCUGAGUAAUCCCGCACACAUGGAGGCAUGGCAGUACCUGGGCACAACUCAAGCGGAGAAUGAGCAGGAGCUGGCUGCCAUCAGUGCCCUGCGCAGGUGCCUGGAGCUAAAGAAGGAUAAUCUGACGGCGCUAAUGGCGCUCGCGGUGAGCUUCACUAAUGAGGCGCUGCAGCAGCAGGCUUGCGAGACGCUGCAUCGCUGGCUCGCUGCAAACCCCACCUACUCGCAUCUCGUGCCGGCUAGCGCCGACACAGCCACGGACGGCGCAGCCAGCACUAAGAGGCGGCUCAGCUCCGUGCUGCCCAGCGGCUACUUUGCCGAGGUGCGGGAGCUGUUCCUGGAGGCGGUGCGCGUCGGAGAGGGCGCCGUCGACCCGGAUCUGCAGUGCGGCCUCGGCGUGCUCUUCAACCUGAGCGGCGAGUACGACAAGGCCGUCGACUGCUUCACGGCGGCGCUCGCCGUGCGCCCGCAGGACUACCUGCUGUGGAACAAGCUGGGGGCGACGCUCGCCAACGGCAGCCGCAGCGAGGAGGCGGUGGAAGCGUACCGACGUGCGCUCGAGCUGCAGCCGGGGUUCAUCCGCUCCCGAUACAACCUCGGCAUCAGCUGCAUCAACCUGGGCGCUCACCGCGAGGCGGUGGAGCACUUCCUGGAGGCGCUGCGCCUUCAGCGCAAGGCGGCGGACACCGGCGGUGCGGUGGGCACCAGCGGUGUCGACGCGACGUCCGACAGCAUCUGGAGCACGCUGCGCAUGGCGCUGUCGCUCAUGGGCCUCGCCGACCUGCACCGCGCCGCCGACGACCACGACCUCGACACGCUCCUCUCCGCCUUCGGCCUCGAGCAAUGACGGCCACGGCCGCUCGGCUCCGGUUCGGCCGCCCGGCCGGCCCCGCCGGCGGGCGACCGCUCGUCUCCGCUGCGGCGGCGGUGGCGGCUCGCCGACGAUGCGUGGUUUUGCCGUCGCCCCCGCCGCCGGAAGGCGGUGGCGCGGGCGCUGAUCGCGUGCGAGUGCAGCGGAGACGAGAGGGGCGAGUGCGAGCGGCGCGGCGGUGGGCUGGGAGUCGCGGCCGGGCUGUGACGGCAGUCGGGGCACGGUUAGCGAGAGCCGUGGCCACAUCUCCGCGCCACUCGCCUGGCUCCGUUCGUUACAGUGCCGCCGUCUCGCUAGCCCCGGUCCCUUGCCUGAUUCACUUUGGCUCGAGUUUGAAAUCGUUUACCUGGGAAAGAUGUCAAUGGGUUCUAGGACCCUUGUUCAGGAGUGUUCUGCUUUUGGACAAAUCCUGUUGGCAUUGCCUGGAAAAGAUCCACACGGUUAAGAUCAUGCGCAAAUUAAGCGUCGAUUAUUAUCCUGUUUGUAGUGCUUUUGCAUAACGGGGGAGUUUUCCACUGCAUAGGUGCGUCACACGUGUGUGAUGACUCUAUUUCCGUGUGAUCCACCAACUCCAGCGUCCGAGUAGCUGGAGGGCAGUUCUGAAUCCCCCACCGCCGAUCAACUUGACUGAUUUUACAUGGAUUCUUUGUCAACUACUUUCACUUUAACGUGGGCAUAAUUUUACUUUUGCAAAUAAAACAAUAAUAGGAACAACAGUAACGGCAGAAUUUACACACGAAAAAAAUCCAUCGGAGUAAACUAAUCUGCUAAAGGAUGAUUGUAAAUAUAACGCGGCAUUGCGUGUGCACGCGGGAAAAACAGUGGCCGUUAACCCGCCACACCGCACAGGUCUGCUCCUUGCACGAAAAAUAAAAAUGGGAGAAAAUCUCGAGUCAGAUGGCAGUUGUCGCUCAGCGCAGGGGGGCAUGCGGGCCAAAAAGCAGCGAGGGUUUUAACGUGUUAAAAUUUUAGUCAAAAAUUAUUCUCAACAAGGGGGGAUGCACUUAAGGAUAUUUUUUUUUCUUUUGGUGGGUUUUCAAAAAGACACGGUCUCUCGCAGGUACGACAUUUGUGCCAUUGCUUCUUGUUGAAAUGGCAGCCGUGAACCAGCCAGCAGCGCGCGACUGAUCAUGCCUGCACUGACCCAGCCAAUGAGGAUAAUGAGUUAAAUACAAUAAUAACUGUGCUAAAAAUAAUAAUUGUUGAUUAAUAAUGUAUGAAAUCAUAGGCUGUCCGUCUUGUGUGUCCAUCCGUAAUGUCCAAAACCAUGCAUGGGAAGGUCACGUGACCGGAUGCAUGCUUUCAAUUUGAUGUGUUUUGAACAAUGCGACGUCGUGGUUACAAAACGCACCAUCACGUUUGUGGUCGCUGUUAAGACCGAAGUGAGAGGCGGCGAUCGCCUCUGUAGAGAAUUUUAAUGACUAGGAUUACAUGGUCAGGGACUAGUCCUAACAAAGAUUAUUAUGAGAAUACAAGUAAUAACUAUGGAGCUAUUUGUGUAAAUGUGUAAAGUUGUGUAUAGUUAGACUUACUGCAAUAA
Petromyzon marinus (sea lamprey) is the source of this 3807-nucleotide messenger RNA. RefSeq names its product peroxisomal biogenesis factor 5 like (gene PEX5L). Gene Ontology annotation, cellular component: cytosol; peroxisomal membrane. The record is from RefSeq and is a predicted model, not a curated record. Gene Ontology annotation, biological process: protein import into peroxisome matrix, docking. NCBI's taxonomy places the organism in Eukaryota, Metazoa, Chordata, Hyperoartia, Petromyzontiformes, Petromyzontidae. Gene Ontology annotation, molecular function: protein binding.